Tauraco erythrolophus (red-crested turaco) is the source of this 1323-nucleotide messenger RNA. NCBI's taxonomy places the organism in Eukaryota, Metazoa, Chordata, Aves, Musophagiformes, Musophagidae. The record is from RefSeq and is a predicted model, not a curated record.
GCCUACAUAUUUGAGAAUAUUGGAUCAGUUCAGUUGGAGGCUUUACUUCUCUCCUUGCUGAGCAUUGUCGUUCUUGUUCUUGUUAAAGAACUGAAUGAGAAAUUUCAGAGAAAUGUUAAAGUUGUUCUUCCCAUUGAUCUAGUUUUGAUAAUUGCUACAUCUGUUGCCUGCUACUAUGCUGAUAUGGAAUACGUCUACGGGUUACAAGUUGUGGGACCUAUUCCUGAAGGGUUACCAUCACCGAAAGCACCACCCAUGAAUGUCCUGCCUGAAGUAGUCACUGAAGCUUUUGGAGUAGCACUGGUUGGUUAUGUAGCAUCACUAGCUCUAGCCCAAAGCUCUGCUAAGAAGUUUAAGUACACUGUGGAUGACAACCAGGAAUUUUUCGCUCAUGGCCUCAGCAACGUGAUUCCUUCAUUUUUCUUUUGCAUACCAAGUGCUGCGGCGAUGGGACGGACGGCACUUUUGUACAGUACGGGCGCCAAAACACAGGUGGCUUGCCUUGUCUCUGGUGCAUUAAUUCUUGUGGUGAUCUAUGCAAUUGGACCUAUGCUAUACUGGCUGCCUAUGUGUGUGCUAGCAAGUAUUAUUGUUGUGGGCUUGAAAGGGAUGUUAAUGCAGUUCCGAGACUUAAAAAAAUACUGGAAUAUGGAUAAAAUAGACUGGAGCAUAUGGGUUAGUACCUACGUGUUUACAAUAUGCUUUGCCGCUAACGUGGGACUGUUGUAUGGCGUUGUCUGCACUAUAGUAAUUGUGAUUUUCCGCUUUUCCAGAGUAAAGACACUGAAUUUGAAAAAUUUGAAAGAAGUGGAAUAUAAAUACAAAUCAGAAGAUAAUUGUGAAUCAUUAAAACAGGUAAAGAUACUUUCAGUCAACAACCCAUUAGUCUUUCUGAAUGCUAGAAAAUUUCACGCUGACCUGAUAAACAUAAUCCAAAAGGAUAGUACGAGCAGCCAGGCAUGUGAAGAUGCAAACAAGUGUGAUCAGAACACGUUGCUCUGUUCAUUUUCCAACGGAAGUUGUCCUGGUGAGUUGUUGCAGUCAUGUCAGAGUGAGCGACGUGUUUUGAUAUUAGACUGCAGUGGACUGAAUUUCUUUGACUACACUGGAAUAUCAGUUCUGCUUCAGAUUUACAUGGACUGUAGAAACAGACACAUCGACAUGUUGCUAGCACACUGCAAAGCUUCCUUGAUAAAAGCAAUGCAGUACGGAGGAAAUCUUGAAUCUGAAAAUCCCAUCUUCUUUGAAUCUAUUUCUUCAGCAAUCGAUGCCAUUCAAAUUCACAGGAACUACAGCAAGUUCAGUGAACAGAGUGAAGUGUGA